This is a messenger RNA of Trypanosoma cruzi, 549 nucleotides long. Its product is annotated as replication factor C, subunit 4, putative. Gene Ontology annotation, biological process: DNA repair; DNA-templated DNA replication. Lineage: Eukaryota; Euglenozoa; Kinetoplastea; Trypanosomatida; Trypanosomatidae. Gene Ontology annotation, cellular component: nucleus; DNA replication factor C complex. Gene Ontology annotation, molecular function: DNA binding; DNA clamp loader activity. The record is from RefSeq and is a predicted model, not a curated record. The annotation marks the transcript as partial. The transcript has a single exon.
AACAACAGUCAUAAAAUAAUUGAGCCCAUUCAGUCUCGAUGCGCUGUGGUGCGCUUCAAGAAGCUUACGCAUGCGGACAUAUUGAAGCGGCUCACUUACAUUAUUCAGCAGGAGAACGUCACUUACACCGAUGACGGGUUAGAGGCUUUGCUGUACUUGGCAGAGGGCGACCUUCGUUCCGCUGUGAAUGCCCUUCAGGCAACGCACUCGGGCUAUGGCAUGGUGAACGCGGAGAAUGUCUUUAAAGUUUGCGAUCAGCCGCAUCCCCUGCUCGUGGAGAGCAUUAUGGAUGGCUGUCUCCAGAAGAAGGAUUUGCCGAGUGCACACAAGGAACUGCAGCGACUUUUAGGCCGCGGCUACGCGGCCUCAGAUGUCAUCUCCACCUUUUUCAGGACGGCACAGAAUCCGAAGUUGUUCCGCAACGAGCAGCAGCAACUGGCAGUGCUGCGCAUCAUUGGGGAGACAACCAUGCGGAUUGCGGAGGGCGUUGGCACACCGCUGCAGCUUGCCUCGAUGCUGGCUCGAAUCACAAUGGUCAACACGGACUGA